Molecule: messenger RNA, 3053 nt
Organism: Mus pahari (shrew mouse)
Lineage: Eukaryota; Metazoa; Chordata; Mammalia; Rodentia; Muridae
Gene: Otulinl
Product: OTU deubiquitinase with linear linkage specificity like
Exons: 9
Coding region: 81-1229 (382 amino acids)
Biological process (GO): protein linear deubiquitination
Cellular component (GO): cytoplasm
Molecular function (GO): cysteine-type deubiquitinase activity
Source: RefSeq, a predicted model, not a curated record
UCCGGACUGCGGCUGCGGGGAAGCGAGCGGGGCGCCGGGCUGUAGCGGAAGGUGCGCGCGGGUGGAGGCGCGCAUCCCGCAUGGAGGCGCCGAGGAGCGCGCCGCGGGAGCGGGAGCGGGAGCGCGCUCGGACCACCUCAGGAAGUGAUCAAGUUCACUCCUGGAUACUAGUUACAAGCCACGUCCUUAGUGCCGCCUGGAGAAUAGCAAGGGCCUCUGUGAUGACGGCGCUCUCUCUUCUGUCAGCUACCCUCAGCUACUUCAGAAGCCUGUAUUUAUACUUAGGGCAUCAGCUGAAAUGGUGGGUCGGCUAUCUACAGAGAAAGUUCAAAAGAAACCUCAGCGUGGAGGCAGAAGUAGAUUUACUCAGUUAUUGUGCAAGAGAGUGGAAGGGAGAGACCCCGCGUGCCAGACUGAUGAGGAAGGCCUAUGAAGAACUGUUCUGGAGGUACCAUAUUAAAUGUGUUCGAGCAGUCAAGAGAGAUAACUACGACGCUCUCAGGUCGGUGUUGUUCCAGAUCUUCAGCCAAGGCCUCUCCUUCCCAUCAUGGAUGAAGGAAAAAGACAUCGUUAAGCUUCCUGAAAAACUACUCUUUUCUCAAGGCUGUAACUGGAUCCAGCAGUACAGUUUCGGGCCUGAGAAGUACACAGGUUCCAAUGUGUUUGGAAAGUUACGGAAAUGUGUGGAGUUACUGAAACUGCAGUGGACUGAGUUUAGUGGGAUGAGAGAUUACCACAAGAGAGGGAGCAUGUGUAACGGCCUCUUCUCCGACGCUAUCCUGGAGUGUAAACUGUACGAAGCUUUGAAGUUCCUCAUGCUCUACCAGGUCACGGAAGCGUAUGAGCAAAUGAAGACCAACAAGAUCAUCCCCAACCUUUUCAGACUCCUGUUUGCCCGGGAGUCAUCAUCCGAUCCUUUGAGCUUCAUGAUGAAUCACCUGAAUUCCAUAGGUGACACGUGCGGUUUGGAUCAGUUUUAUCCUGACUUCUCGAUAGUCAUGGUCCCACCCUGCUUUCACACUGUGGGACCUAAGUCGUGCUCACUUGCUGUCCUGAUUGACCUGUUUAUACUUGGGUAUUCUCUUCAAGUAAAGAUAAAAGUGUUCCGGCUGUUCAAGUUUAACUCCAGAGACUUUGCAGUCUGCUACCCCGAGGAGCCUCUCAGGGAGUGGCCAGAGAUCUCCUUGCUGACUGAGAAUGGCCACCAGUACCACAUUCCCGUCUUUUAAGUCUGCCGUGGGCUGGACAUCUUCUCAGAGACAGUGGGCACACUUGCAGAAAAGCACUUCUGAAAAAAACCCACAGUGGUGCUUCAGCCAAGGAGGGCUCCGGGACGGGUGGCGAGAGAUGGGUGGCUCGCCUUCUGUUUCAGUGAGGUCCUCCACAGCAACACACAUCUGUGGCUUGGUGCGCUGACUUUGUCCAUUGAGGGAUCCUCUGGGAUGGAUGAAGGGAAACUUAAUAUGGACAAAAAUUGGAAGGGACACAACCUGAGCAGUGGGGAUUGUGCCAUCUCUGAUCUUCAUGGGAUUUGGUAAGAAUCUCUCUCUGUGGAUUUGGAACAGUCGUAAAUAAACAGGGCCAAGUUUUACAAGCAUUACCCUCCUGGGAGGUCUUUGUUGUUUACUAAUUAGCCAGAACAGCCUGAUUAAUGUUAAAAUACUGUGUGUGUUUAUGUACAUGUCUGUUUAUAUAGACACACAAAUGUAUGCAUUCAAAUAUGCGCAUACACUGCAAACAACCUCUGGUUUGUAAUAUUGUACAGUUUCUUUAUAUCUCCACUGUUUUUUUUUUGAUAUUCUUGUAUCUGUCCAGCUUAAAUCAAUUUAUUUAAAUAAAAGAAGAUAAAUUGUAUGGAUUUGGGCAACUGUACAAUUUUUGAGCUGCCAUAAAAAUAUUAAGCUAUGCUUUAAUUUAAUCUAUAUGUACACAUCCAUGAAUAGAAUCUUGUGAUUAGCUUAGUAAAAUUCCAGGUACAGAUGUGUUUGCAUCGUCACCCCAGAAUCCCAGAAGACAUUGGUUAAAGAGAAUUUGUGUCACCUCCUCACCCCCUAAUCGAAACAUAACAAAUACAGGCUUAAGUGCAAACCCGUUUUCCUAGAGCUGUGGUUCUCAGCCUGUGGGUCUGGACCCCCUUGGGGGGUUCACUUCUCAGAUAUCCUACAUAUCAGAUCUUUAUUACAAUUCCUAAGAUGAGCAAUAUUAGAGUUAUGAAGUAGCAAUGGAAUAAUUUUAUGGUUGGGGUCACCACAGCAGGCGUCCAUGCCCUUGGUCUCCAGGUGGCCCUGGCGUGAUGAAAGCCUUUAAAGAUGGAAGAGAGACCAAACCUCAGAAGAUAAAUGACUGCGUGCACGGCUGGUAAUCCUGUUCACGUCCUUUAUAAACUGGUCCAUUCUGUGGGAAUUUGCAUAGAUCUGAAGCACACUCAAGACUGGCUCUGAAGGGUUUCCGUUGAAUUAAUCGUGAGCCUUGAGUGUAGGAUACUUGCCUGGGUCUCUACUCUCACAGAACAUUUCCAAAAGGAAAUAAUUUUUCCAUUGACUUGUUCAAGAAUUCAGCAACGAAAACAUUUCACCGAUGGUAAGUGAUAACGUUAUUCCGUAAGUUGUCAUAUUUUAUCAUGUGUAUGCAAUCACUCACAAAGUUUUGGAUGAGAAAAUGAUCCUAAUUAGGGGAAACAAGACGGUUGUUUAAGUGGACACCUGGCAUAUAGUUAAAUAAACACAUGAAUGAGCUAGUACAGCAGAUAUUGUGUUUCCUAGGAAGGUGCUCACAAAAUGUACAUAAUAAGCCAGUCAGGGCUUCCAUGGCAUAUGGAAGUUCUAAGAAGAGCAAAACUAUGAUAAAAUCAUCACUUUUGUAAAACUUCAACAGGUUUUGGUUAGCCAGUCACAUGCAUGUUCCAAGAGGAUGGCUGGUGUCUGGGACCUGUCCGUGGUGCUGAAAAGGCGAUGCCACAGAUGUUCAAGGAUGCCUUGAAACUGUGAACCAUGUUUUCUUCCAGGUUUCUGUUUCCAGUGGCAGCGCUAAUAAUAAAAAUUAUCAUUUUCUAG